Messenger RNA from Daphnia pulicaria, 1384 nucleotides. It is a transcript of the gene Polr1E, whose product is annotated as DNA-directed RNA polymerase I subunit RPA49-like. The record is from RefSeq and is a predicted model, not a curated record. Gene Ontology annotation, biological process: RNA polymerase I preinitiation complex assembly; nucleolar large rRNA transcription by RNA polymerase I; transcription elongation by RNA polymerase I. Gene Ontology annotation, cellular component: RNA polymerase I complex. Gene Ontology annotation, molecular function: DNA binding. Bases 120 to 1313 code for a protein of 397 amino acids. The transcript has 8 exons. Lineage: Eukaryota; Metazoa; Arthropoda; Branchiopoda; Diplostraca; Daphniidae.
AGUAGGAGCAGACGAUUUUUCGACUCACAUGAGUCACAUGUCACAUCGCGUUUCUGUGCCUUGUUUCGUUCAUCCAUAUUCCCAUAUUGCAAAAUUGACUGUCAAUUCAUUGGAUCGAAAUGUCUUCUGUUGUUAUUGAUGAAAUUAGAGUAGCUGACCGAGGAAAGAAGUUGGAGCCUUUGCAAAUUCAGUUCUCACACUGCCAGUCUCCUUUGAAACCUGAGGGUCUUAAGAAUAUAAAAUCAGGGAUUUAUUCAGACAGUGAAUUCAAAAAUGAAUAUGUUGCCAUUUGUCAAGUUGACAAUCAGCGAUACAUGGGUGGCACCAAAGGACAAAACCAGAAAGAAAGUCAAAUGUUGUACAUUGCAUUAAGAAAUAGAGUGACAAGCAAGGUUAAGCUAGUGGAGAUUUCAAAAGUUUCAUUAUCUCCAGUUGUACAAUAUCCCCCCACUACUAACCCUGUUUUGAUUGAUGAUGGGAGUUCCAAUAUGGAAAAACAAUUUGUCCAUAGGUUUGGUAUGCUUAAAGGUCAAAGAAUGUAUGAUCAAGCUGAACGUCUUACAGUGAAAGCUGAAAAUGUGAAAGCAAAUCUAGAAAAUGCUGCUAUUGGUACAGCUAUACAAGAUAGUGAAUUGGUUGUUCCCAAAAGUUCAGAUUCUUAUGAAACAAUGUUACCACCAAGAAAUACAGAUACAAAAUUGCCUAGUCAAGUGUAUCAGAUUGAAAACAUUGUUUCUGAAAAUGACAUGACAGCUUUGGAAGGAAUCACACUAAAGCUGAUGGCUGAUGAGUCUGAUCCUGAUACACAGGAAAAAUUCAAGGAGUUUUCUGUUUAUUUCACUAAAGAGUUCAGCCGCUUAAUGAAGUCAAGUCACCUCAACAAAGAAGAAAAAUUGCGAUGUUUGAAAGCACUUCUAUACACUGAGUGUCUCAUAAAAUGUUCUGCAAUUAAGAAGAAAUCAAUUACCCGUGAUCUUUUAGAUCAAAGUCUACCAACAUCAAUCCCGGACAGUGUGAGAAAAAGUAUUAAGGACAAAUUUGUAGAAGGCUGGACCUUAUCCAAGAUGAGUAGAGAUAAAAUCAUUUGCCAUGCAAUAGCACUCGCGCUUGCUGUAGGUAGUUGCAGCGUUGAUGCUGAAAGCUUCAGUUCCAGUUUGAAACUCGAUGUGCAGUCCCUUGAAAACUUGAUUCGGGUGGUUGGCGCUCGAACAGAUAAGGAUAAAUCUAACGGAGCCUCCAAGAUUGUUCUCAAAAUUCCUCUGACUUUACCUCCUCAGAAGAGGGGUCAGAUGAAAAGAAAAGAAAGAAGAUAACCACAAAAGGACUGAGUUAAAAAUAUCACUGAAAAUACACUCUUCCCGUUAAAAAAAAUUGUAUUUACUAG